This is a messenger RNA of Camponotus floridanus (Florida carpenter ant), 2861 nucleotides long. RefSeq names its product tyrosine-protein phosphatase non-receptor type 9 (gene Ptpmeg2). Lineage: Eukaryota; Metazoa; Arthropoda; Insecta; Hymenoptera; Formicidae. The transcript has 10 exons. Gene Ontology annotation, molecular function: protein tyrosine phosphatase activity. Bases 319 to 2316 code for a protein of 665 amino acids. The record is from RefSeq and is a predicted model, not a curated record. Gene Ontology annotation, biological process: protein dephosphorylation.
GGACUUUAGGCUAGGCUACCGAGUGAAGCGUGUCACAAUUGCGGCGAGUGCGUGUGAGUGCGCGCGCGGGACGAUAGGAUGAUGGACGCGUGCCAGGAUUGUUUAUCGCUUCCCGCUGCCGUUGUCAUCGCCGACAUCGAAGGUGGUGCUCUGUAACGAUUAGUAGCAGUGCGUCGCGCAACUGGUGGACAACAAGAUGCACGCUUUCGCGGACGAACGUACGCGGCGCCGGGUCUGGAACUGAUACAAGUACGCGCUCUGCGCUGCGCCGUGCCGUGUCGCGAUACCACCUCGUACAUAUCAGUGUAUUGAGCCAAAAUGGCAGCCACGUUAACCGUCGAGCAGGAGCAAGCUACAAAGGAAUUUAUAGAAGCUGUGAAUAAGUGCAGAGCUGGAAGACGAGCUGGGCCAGUGUCCUGGAGCACAGCGUUAAAAUUUUUAGCGGCACGAAAGUUUGAAGUUCAACGAGCUUUAGCUCUGUAUGAGCAGCACGAAGCUAUUAGAAGAAGAGAGGGAUUGGCAAUCUUGCAUCCUACUCAGGAACCUUUACUCAGUGAACUACGCACAGAAAAAUUUACCGUUUUGCCAUCUAGAGAUGCAACAGGUGCAGCGAUAGCUAUUUUUACCGCACAUUUACAUCUUCCACAAAACACUACACAUCAAACAACUCUACAAGGUGUUGUUUAUCAAUUAGAUGCUGCUCUAGAAAGUGCAGAAACACAGAAGCAUGGUCUAAUUUUUAUUUAUGAUAUGUCUGACAGCAAGUAUCAGAAUUUUGACUAUGACUUAUCCCAGAAAAUUUUAACACUUUUGAAGGGUGGUUAUCCAGCAAAACUAAAAAAGGUCUUGAUCGUAACGGCACCGUUGUGGUUCAAAGCGCCCUUCAAGAUCCUCCGAUUAUUCGUUCGCGAAAAAUUGAGGGACCGAGUCUUUACAGUAUCCAUUCCUCAAUUGACAUUGCAUAUCCCACGAGAAUCAUUACCACAUCGUUUAGGCGGCACGUUGGAGAUACAGCAUGAAGCAUGGCUGCUUCAUUGUCUUAAAUCCAUGACUAACCGAGGCGGGGGUGAACUUUGUGAGGUCGCCCCAAGAGUAGAUACACCCACGUCGCCCACAACAAAGGAAGAUAUGGUUCAUCAAAAUCUCAGUGAAACUGCAACGCACAGUACUCCGGCUAGUCCUAUAAUUGAUAAAAACAAACAGAUGAAAAAUGGUGUGUCGAAUAUUGCCGACAUCGAAAUCACCACCGCAAAUAGUGAGAUAGUUUGGUCGGGAACGGAUGAGGCACCAUCCCCGGUUCAGGCUCCGUCCUCUGCUAGUUCCGGUUUUAGCGACGAUGAUAGCCUUCAUGGCGAGCCUUCUGGAUUUCAGAGUUUCACUAUGGAACAACUUGUAGCAGAUCUAAAAGCACGAGGACGUGCUGGCCUCAUAGCGGAAUAUGCGGAAAUUAGGCAGAGACCACCGGAUGGUUCAUUUAAUAAUGCAAAGCUAAAAUCUAACCAAUCAAAGAAUCGUUAUACCGAUGUGCUUUGCUAUGAUCAUAGCAGAGUCUGCCUUUCGCAAGUGGACGGGGAUGCAACAUCCGAUUAUAUAAACGCAAAUUUCGUCGAUGGUUACAAACAAAAGAAUGCGUUUAUUAGUACUCAGGGUCCUCUCCCAAAAACUUGCGGUGAUUUCUGGAGGAUGGUUUGGGAACAACAAACACUGGUCAUUGUCAUGACUACAAGAGUGGUAGAGAGAGGGCGUACAAAGUGUACACAGUACUGGAAUCCAGAACCAGGUUAUGAUGUACAAGUGGGUGGCUUUACAAUAACCACUCUUGAAGUUGAUAAAAAUCGAGAUUACACAAUAUCCAUGCUUCUUAUCACAAACACAAAGACUGAUGAAACGAGAGAGGUUUGUCAUAUGCUGUACACAGCAUGGCCAGAUUAUGGUGUUCCUAAGUCUGCUUCAGCUUUAUUACAGUUCUUAUCUUUAGUAAGACAGCAACAAAGCAAAUUACUCGCUAGCAGAGGAGAUACAUGGGCCGGACAUCCUCGAGGACCACCUAUAGUUGUACAUUGUAGUGCAGGCAUUGGAAGAACAGGUACGUUUUGCACCUUAGACAUUUGCAUAUCGCGACUUGAGGACACUGGAACUGUGGAUAUACGAGGAACUGUUGAGAAAAUCAGAGCACAGAGGGCCUAUAGUAUUCAAAUGCCAGACCAGUACUUUUUUUGCCAUGUUGCACUAGUGGAAUAUGCGUGUUCUAAAGGACUGCUUAGCGUACAAAAUGUCUCUGUACUCUCUCCAUCAAUUGAAGAGGAUUCCGAUUAAGAAAAUAACAGUUCUGCUAUUAUAUACCGGAUUGAUGUUCUUCCCAAGUAUGCGUAUAUAUGGUAUCCUUAAAAUAGCCUAUUUCUAUCUUAUAAACGACUGAAAGUUAUUUUUCGCUAUUUCCAUCAAUGUAAUGAUUCAAUUUCUUGUUGUUACAUCUCACACUUUUACAAAAUUGGAUGUAAUUUUUAUUGUUUCAAAGUCAGAUAUAAAUGAGCAAGAAACUUCAGCUUCCUAUUUCUUUUAUCGAGUUCUGAUGAAUGCUAUAUAAUUCUAUACAAAGGUGCGUCAAUAUGCACUAAUCACAAAAAUAAGUAUUUUAUUAGUAAAAUAAGAAUCUGGCAUGCAACAAUUCUAUGUAUCGUAUCUUGACUCUCUCAAAUGUAAAUUUUAUUAUGUAACAUAAAGUUACAGUAUAAUUAAUCCUUCAAGAUUUAUUUGGAUUUACAAAAUUAAAUUGAAUUUUUAAUAGGACAAUUAGAAGCAUAAUCAUAGUAAGCAUAUCCAUAAUUGUCACCCAGAUUUAGUAUCUUAAUUUAAUAAAC